This is a messenger RNA of Gossypium arboreum, 3078 nucleotides long. RefSeq names its product receptor-like protein kinase FERONIA. Lineage: Eukaryota; Viridiplantae; Streptophyta; Magnoliopsida; Malvales; Malvaceae. The transcript is spliced from 4 exons. The record is from RefSeq and is a predicted model, not a curated record. The coding region runs from base 1 to 3078 and encodes 1025 amino acids. Gene Ontology annotation, molecular function: ATP binding; protein kinase activity. Gene Ontology annotation, biological process: protein phosphorylation.
AUGAAGACAAACAAUGAAACACUUAGUUUGCAAAGAUUACUUAUCACACUUUUAAAUCUUAGAGUCUUGAUUGCAGUUACAGUAGGGGAAGUAGUCCCUUCUUAUAUCCCCAUUGAAAACAUCACCAUUAAUUGUGGCUCUUUCUCUCACUCCUUAGCUUCAGAUGGCCGCCUUUGGAGUGCAGAAAACAAUUCUAGAUUCCCCGUCCUACAUUCACGAAACAAUCAAUCUCUGUUUUUAAGUGCCUCUACUGGGUAUGAACCCUACAUCACAAGCCGCCUUUCCUACUCGGAGUUCACCUACAUGAUCCCCCUUACUGCUGGCCCGAAGUUCAUUCGCUUGCACUUUCAUCUACAUUCAUACCCAGGCUUUAAUCUGUCUAAGGCUUUCUUCACUGUUAAAGCAGGUCGGUUUACACUUCUCAGAAACUUCAGUGCUUUACUUCAUGCUCAAGGCAAAGAAACUCUGGUUAAAGAAUUCUGCGCUAACGUCGAAGAUGGAGAGACCCUAAAUAUAACAUUCUCUCCGAGUUCGGCUAUCUCAGAUGCGUAUGCUUUUGCAAACGGGAUUGAAAUUGUGUCUAUGCCCACCAUCCUAUACUACAGACCUGCCAGUGAUGAAGGUGUUCCCCUCCUUGGCCACCCUACCGGUAGGUUGUAUAGCUGGGCAAACAACACUGCCCUUGAGAUGAUGCAUCGGAUCACUGUUGGUGGAAAACAAAUCCCACCUGCAGAAGACACUGGCAUGUAUCGAGCCUGGUCAGGGGACGACGAUUACUUGACAGUUGCGGGACCUAGUGCUCUUCCAGUUAACACGAGUGUUAAUCUCAGCUUCAGCGCUGUGCCAUCGUUCUCUGCUCCGGGAUCCAUCUAUAAAGUUGCUAGAACAAUGGGAACUAACAAGACUAUGAAUGAGAAUUAUAAUCUCACUUGGGAGUUCCCUGUUGAUUCUGACUUUAAUUACUUUGUGAGAUUGCAUUUUUGUGAGUUCCAAAUAGAGGUAACGAAAGAAGGUGACAGAGUUUUUGAGAUCUUCAUAGCCAACAACACAGCAGAAACUCAAGCAGACGUUAUAGCCUGGAGUGGUGGAAAUGGAGUUCCAAUAUAUAGAGAUUACGCAGUGGCAAUAAGGAAUAAAGGAAAUCAAAAGAAACAAAAUCUUGCAAUUCAGCUACAUCCUGACCCGGCAUGGAGAACUAUGUAUUCUGAUGCAAUCCUGAAUGGAGUUGAAAUUUUCAAAUUGAGCAGGAGCGGUGAUCUUAGCGGACCUAACCCCGAUCCAACGCUCGUUUUGCACUUAGGAAAGAAGAGGACGAUAAAUGUUGUUGUCAUUGUUGCUGCUCCAGUUACCGGCUUUGUUACUAUCUCUCUUUUACUUUUCGUGAUUUUCCGAAUACGUUCCAAUAAAUUUGCCAACAACAGCUGCCCUUCUCUACCAUCUGAUAUUUGUCGCCACUUCUCACUGAGGGAGAUCAAAACUGCUACUAACAACUUCGAUAAGAAUCUCAUCAUUGGAAGAGGCGGAUUCGGUGAAGUCUACAAAGGAUUCGCUAAUGCUGGCUCCACCCCUGUUGCAAUCAAACGCUUGAAUCCAGGUUCACAACAAGGGGUGCUUGAGUUUAGGACUGAAAUUGAGAUGCUUUCGAAACUUAGGCACCAAAAUUUAGUUUCUUUAAUCGGAUAUUGCCAAGAUAAUAAGGAAAUGAUCCUUGUAUAUGACUACAUGGCUCAUGGGACCUUGAGAGAUCACCUCUACAACACUAGUAGUCCCCCUUUACAAUGGGAGCAGAGGCUCAAGAUGUGUAUUGGUGCUGCACAUGGGCUGCAUUAUCUCCACCGAGGUCCCAACCACACCAUCAUCCACCGAGAUGUGAAGACAACAAAUAUUUUGGUAAGUGAGAAAUGGGUGGCCAAAGUAUCUGAUUUCGGAUUGUCUAAAAUGAAUGACGUAACCAACACUCAUAUUAGCACUGCUGUCAAAGGCAGUUUCGGGUACUUGGAUCCUCAAUACUAUCGUCUUCAGAAACUAACCGAGAAAUCUGAUGUGUACUCUUUUGGUGUGGUGUUGUUUGAGGUGCUAUGUGCAAGAGCACCAAUAGAUCGAACUGCUGAGGAUCAUAUGCAAAUAAGUUUAGCAGAGUGGGCACAACAUUGCUACAACAAUGGAAGCUUUGAUCAGAUAAUUGAUCCCUUUUUACAAGGUAAGAUCAAGCUUCCAAGUCUGUUAAAAUUUCGAGAAGUAGCUAUAAGUUGUUUAUCUUCGGAAGGGAUGAAGAGGCCCACAAUGAGUGAAGUGGUGUAUGGACUUGAACUUGCAUUGAAGCUGCAGGGAAUUGAAAUAAAUGGAAACGAUGAGAAUCAUGCAAAUGACUCAUCUUCCAUAGAUUAUCAUGUAUUGUUUACUAGUGGUAGUGGAUCAAUGAGAGUUGGUGAAUUAACGUUUCGCCCAGGUGAUGAAUCGGUUACUCUUCAGGCUUGUGAUUCGAUUGAAAUAUUAAGUAAUGAAGAUAACCUUAUAAAUCCGGUUAAUAAGACUAAUCAGGUGGUUCAACCCUCUUUGAAGGAAAAACUUUUGAGAAACAUAAAUGAGCCACAAUCUAGUUCAUGCACGAACAAUGGAACCAUCCAUGAACGACAAAUGCUACAGAUAGAUAAACCAGAUGAAUGGUGGACUUAUGGCAAGGAGGAGCAAAAGCAACAUCAUGUCAAGUUUAACGAGACGAACCAAUUCAAAGUAGGUGACCAAGUGUUAUUAGAUGAAACCAACCCUCGAAUUAUCACUACAGAGCUCAAUGCAAAUGGAGCAACUCCUUUUACAGUACUUAAAGUCUUUCCAUACAGUACAGUCAAGCGCCAUUCCCCCCUCCUUCAUGUUCCUCCCUAUCACGAGGACCCACCACAGCCUCCACCAUCGAGUCACCGACAUGCUCCCUCUGCUGUUAGCUCCCUAGGAGUAUCCUCCGAGGAGUUUGCUAGUUUUCGUCAAUACUGUACUCAAAGGUUCGACAGUAUUGAUGCGACUUUACAGAAAAUCUGUCAGUAUCUUCAAAUCACUCCUCCAGCGCUACCGACUGAUUAG